Messenger RNA from Aspergillus bombycis, 1602 nucleotides. Its product is annotated as CDP-diacylglycerol--glycerol-3-phosphate 3-phosphatidyltransferase. Gene Ontology annotation, molecular function: CDP-diacylglycerol-glycerol-3-phosphate 3-phosphatidyltransferase activity. The record is from RefSeq and is a predicted model, not a curated record. The transcript is spliced from 3 exons. Gene Ontology annotation, cellular component: mitochondrion. Gene Ontology annotation, biological process: cardiolipin biosynthetic process. NCBI's taxonomy places the organism in Eukaryota, Fungi, Ascomycota, Eurotiomycetes, Eurotiales, Aspergillaceae. The coding region runs from base 1 to 1602 and encodes 533 amino acids.
AUGUUCGGUCGUGUCGGCGGUCAGACUUUCCGGUGUGUCGUGCGCAGGCCGAUCGCGCGGAGGAGACUCUGUGAGCGCAAAUUCUCGGCCUAUACAACCAGCACCAGCCCCAGCGCGAAUGCGUCCUCUACAGCUUCACCCUUGGGAAGUAUAACUUCGGAGCUUGAUCGGAUUGCUCCCUGCUUUGAGGUUUCAGCUUCGCGGAUCACAAUCUUGGACUCUCCUGCUAGUUUCUAUAGCACCCUCAAGAGCAAGAUACGAAAAGCCCGGAAGCGCGUCUACCUCUCUACGUUGUAUAUAGGAAAAUCAGAGCACGAGCUCAUUGAGACCGUGAACCAGGCUCUACAUGACAAUCCUGAUCUCAAAGUAUCCAUUCUGACGGAUGCCUUACGGGGAACUCGCGAGACGCCGAAUCCCUCAUGCGCUUCACUUCUGGCCUCGCUCGUCGCGGAACAUGGCUCGGAUCGGGUGGAAAUCCGCAUGUUCCAUACCCCAAAUCUCACGGGACUGAGAAAGAAAUGGAUCCCCAAAAGGAUCAACGAGGGUUGGGGUCUUCAGCAUAUGAAGCUCUAUGGCAUUGACGACGAGAUUAUACUCUCCGGAGCGAACCUUUCGAACGAUUAUUUCACGAACCGCGUGGAUCGAUAUCAUAUUUUUAACUCUAAAGAACUGGCCGACUAUUACAGCCGUAUCCACCACGCAGUAUGCAGUCUGAGCUAUUUAGUUCUACCAGAUCCGCAUAACACUGCUGGGUAUCUUUUGGACUGGCCAACGUCUAACGGCACGGUAUCCCCGUUGGAAGACCCCGAGAGCUUCAUCUCCUACGCCUCUACGGUCUUGAGCCCUCUCAUUCAACCAACUAAAACAAAACCCGCACUUGAACAGAAAUCCUCAGACGGAACAUAUGUCUAUCCCGUCGCACAAUUCACCCCACUACUAAAGCCCGAUACCUCUACAGAGUUCCCUGCAGUUACCACAAUCCUCCGUAUGCUAUCAACCUCCUCCGCAUUCUCUGGUGCCCGCUGGCUGUUCACCGCCGGCUACUUCAACAUCCACCCUGUCCUCUCUUCUUUGUUGAUCGCAAGCACCUCAACUUCACAUACUGAAUCCACGACACGUGGUACCGUGCUCACAGCUUCCCCCUGGGCCAAUGGUUUCUACGGUUCCCCCGGUAUUUCCGGUAUGCUGCCCGCCGCCUAUACCCAUCUCUCUGCACGGUUCCUUGACCGGGUAGCUGAGGCACAGAGGACCAAUUCCAUCCAGCUGAAAGAAUGGCGACGCGGAACGGUCGGGGAACCAGGUGGCUGGACUUACCAUGCUAAGGGUCUAUGGAUCACGCUCCCCAAGGAAGAACACCCCAGCCUGACUUUCGUUGGGAGCAGCAACUACACCAAGCGUAGCUAUAGCCUUGAUCUAGAGGCCGGUGCGCUAGUCGUUACCGGCGAUCGGGACUUGAAGCGAAGACUUGGUGCAGAGAGCGAUCGGUUACAGAAGGAGUCUCAGGCUAUCUCAAGAGACGACUUGAGAAGAACCGAACGCCGUGUUAGUUGGAACGUGCGCUUGGCGAUGUGGAUUGUCGAGAAAGUCGGCGGCGCCUUAUAA